CGGGAUGCGGAAGUGAGGAGCUGUAGCGGCGGCGGUGGCGGCAGAGAGACUGCAGGAAGAUUCCCAGCUGGCUUGCCUGCAAAGUCCAAGGAAGGCACAAUUGAAGGCACGUUUCCUGCCAUGGUGAAUGAGAGGCAUAAUGGCAACCUGCUUGUGCACCUGGGAGCCAAACUGCAGGCCUACCCGGAGGAGCUGCUCCGGCAGCGGCGAGGCUACGAUGGCCAGCCCGAGUACCUGAUCCAGUGGAGCAUCAUCAGCUUGGAAGAGAGAGCAGUGGAAGGCAGCAGUGCCUCCUCCGCAGAGACCAAGCCGGAGAACAUCUCGAUGUGGAUGUCUGCAGAAGAGGUCUGUGCCAGCUGCCCGGCGCUGCUGGGCAAGAGGAAGCUGGAAGGGCAGUGGGUGAAAGAGGAGAAGGCAGCCAGCCCGUUCGCUGCAGAUGUCCCGCUGGAUGAAGCCUCGCUGCUGGAGAUGAAGGCUGAUGUCAGGAGCCUGACGCAGCGAGCUGGCCGGCAGAUGGCCGAGACUGAGGCCCCGGAGUCCUCCAUCCUCAACACCAUCCACGUGCUGAGCGCGUACGCCAGCAUUGGCUCGCUGGCGGGCGCCUUCAAGGAGACGGGAGCCCUCGACUUGCUGAUGAAGAUGCUGUGCCACAAGGAGAAGGAACUCCGCCGCAGUGCCGCCAAGAUGCUGAGGGCCCUCGCUUCGCACGAUGCAGGGAGCCGGGCCUAUGUCCUGCUGUCGCUGAGCCAGCAGGAUGGCAUUGAGCAGCACAUGGACUUUGACAGUCGCUACACCUUGCUGGAGCUGUUUGCUGAGAUGAUGUCUUCUGAAGAGCACUGCAUGUCCUUUGAGGGGAUUCACCUUCCCCAGAUCCCCGGGAAGCUGCUGUUCGUUCUGGUGAAGCGCUACCUGUGUGUCACUUCUCUGAUGGACAAGCUCAGCAGUGGCGUGGAGCAGGGAGGGGAGCAGCAGGACUGCGUUGUGCGGAGCCCGCUCGCUGAGGAGAGGAGCCGUGUGAAGCAGGAGUUUGAGUUCAGCAUGGCUAUGGCAAACCUCAUCUUGGAGCUGGUGCACGUGAUGGGCUGGGACCACGGCCACAAGCCAGAGCCGCUGCCCCAACAGGAGCUGCGGCCUCGCACCACCCACUCCAUCUUCCACCCCAAGACCCCAGCCCGCACUGCUGCCCAAAUGCCUGUGCUCACUUCAAAUCGUGAUCCCCACAAAAAGCAGGGUCGUGCCUUCCUAACCCUGUCAGACUUCGCAGACCGCAGUGGCUAUGUGGAGUACUUGCAGGCAAACCUGGUGCGCGGCAUGAGGGUGCGCUUGCUGGAGGACUGUGGUGAUGUUAGAGCUGGGGAGGAAGGCGAGUUUCUUCAGAGCACUAAUAGCAUGCACACAGUGCAGGUUUUAUGGCAGUCAACAGGUCAGACCUACUGGAUGCAUUGGCAUAUGUUGGAGAUUAUUGGCUUUGGAGACCAGUGGGAAGAUCUUGCUGCUCAGGAAAAAGAAUAUAGUCUGAUAGAGAGCUUUAAUCUAGACACAGUUGCGCAGCCGUUUUUCUGCAAGCCCUUUGGGGGCCUGUACUCUCUGCCUUACCUGGGGGAGCAGCCGGCCAAGGCUGCAGAGGCCCUGAGCCGUGCCGAGUGGUGGGAGCUGCUCUUCUUUGUGAAGAAGCUGGAAGUGCAGGAGCAGAAAGAGAUCAUCUCUCUCAUCCAGCAGGACCAGGGGGAGCAGCUGUCGGAGGUGGAUGAAGAAGCCCUGAUCCAGCUGUCAGUACCUGCGGAGCUGGCCCAGAAGAUGCUGCGGGUCUUGGAGCAGCGGUGCCAGGGCAGCGCUCAGUGUGACCUGCGCGGCUCCCACGUCUACGCCAAAUACUUCCUCGGCAGGGGGGCCGAGCAGGAUGGCGGGGGUGGCCCCGCGGUGUCCUCGGAGGGUGCCGGCUGCAGGAGCGCUGGCCCUGAAGCCACAGCGGCGAAGGAAGACCUUUCCGCAGCCACAGUGCCGCCCCAAGCCCCCGCUGUGGCGGCCAAGUCGGAUUCCCAGCUGUUCAGCGAGCUCCUGGAGAGGGAAGGGCUGUUCUUCCCCGAGGUGACGGAGGAGCAGAUCAAAGCGUUGGGCAGCUGCGAGGGGGCGAGCGAGAGGGGCUCGCUGGCCAAGAUCGCAGCCGUGGUGGACGUGGUCCAGAGCAGCAGCUCGGAGGUGGGGCUGCGCUUAGCUGGGCUCAAGCACAUCGUGAAGAUCCUGGAGGAGGAGCCCGAGCCCGAGCAGCAAGUCGGCAGAGCCCAGGGCGGGCUGGGGACCAGGAGCGUUGGGGAGAUGAGCAUGCUGGUGGCCAGCGAGGACUCCAGCUACAUGCCGGCCCGCGUCGUGGUGCUGGGGGGAGACAGCCCAGCCACCGUCAGGACGGAGCUCAACGCGGUGACCGUCCUGCCCUCGGACAGCAGAGUGAUCCUGCUGGAGAACAUGACCCGCUUCUGGCCCGUCAUCCAGAUCCGGGUGAAGCGGUGCCAGCAGGGCGGCAUCGACACGCGUGUGCGUGGCAUCGAGGUGCUGGGUCCCAAGCCGACUUUCUGGCCCAUCUUCAAGGAGCAGCUGUGCCGGCGGACGUUCCUCUCCUGCACUGCUCGGGCUCACGCCUGGUGCCAGGAGAUCUGCCGUGACCGGGGGCGACUGCUGCAGCUCUUCGGCAGGCUGAACCGGGCGCUGCAGCACGAGCAGGGCUUCGCCGACCGCUUCCUUCCCGACGACGAGGCGGCCCGCGCCUUGGGCAGGACGUGCUGGGAGGCCCUGGUGAACCCCUUGGUGCAGAGCAUCACCAGCCCAGACCCGUGCGGCAUCAGCCCCCUGGCCUGGCUGCUGAGCGAGUACCUGGAGAGCGUGGAGCCGCCCGGCUGCGCCGCGAGCCGCGGUGCCGUCUUUGGUUCCCGUGUGCGGCGCCUGACCCAGCUCCUGGUGCACGUGGACCCCGGCGGCGGCCUGGAGCCGGAGGAGGCGAGGACAGCCGGCGGGAAGGAGGGGAAGAACAAGGAGGUGCCGGCCAGGGCUGCGAAGGUGGCGGUGGAGAAGUCGAGCAGCCUGCGGGACAUCUCGCAGUGCUGGCGUGGCGUGGUGCAGCAGCAGGUGCAGCGGUUCCUGGAGGCGGCGGGGCAGGCGCCGGACCUCGUGGAGCGAUACUGCGGGCUGUACCAGCGCCUGCGCGGCGCCACGGAGGAGCUCUUCGGGCAGCAGGCCGCCUUCGUGCUGGCCCUGGGCCAGGGCUUCGCGGGGGCUUUGCUGCAGCUCUCCUUCCUUACCACCCUGCACGUGAGCGAGCAGUUCGCCCGCUACCUUGAUGUGCAGAUCCAGGAGCUCCACGGGGCUGCGGGCAGCGUGGGGCCGCUGCGGCGGCUGCAGCGGAUCCUGGAGCCCUUCGUCGUCUUCAGCGGCCUGGAGCUCGCCCACACCUUCGAGCACUUCUACCGGCACUACCUGGGGGACCGGCUCCUGGCGCAAGGGCCGUCGUGGCUGGAAGGAGCCAUCGUGGAGCAGAUCGGGCUGUGCUUCCCCAGCCGCUUCCCCCAAGAGAUGCUGAGCAACUUGGCCGAGUCGGAGGAGCUCCAGCAGCAGUUCUACCUCUUCCAGCUGCAGGAGCGGGACAAGCGGCUGCUGGAGCUGGACACGGACCUGGACGAGGCACCGGGGACGGCCUCGGCGGCGGACGGGCCAGAGGUGAAGGUGCUAGCCCUGUCCCCGCGCUGCUGGCCCGUUUCCCCGUUCUGCUACAUGGAUGAACCCGGGAGGUUUUUCUCGGCGGCGCUGAGCUCCCCGCUGGACGAAUUCGCCGACUUCUGCCGGCGGAGCCAGAGCCAGCUGGGCUGGGAGUGCACGAAGCCCCGGCGGUUGCAGUGGACGUGGCUGGGCCACGCCGAGCUGCGGUUUGGAGACUGCGUCCUCCACGUGUCCACGCUGCAGAUGUACAUCCUGCUGUGCUUCAACAGCGCCGAGGAGGUGGCCGUGGAGGCCCUGCUGCAGGCUACGGGGCUCCCCGCUGACCUGGUGCACCACGCGCUGACGCCGCUGACCCACGGCGAGGGCGUCCUGGUGCAGAGCUGCACGCCGGGAGCUCCAGGUGCGCUGCGGCUGAACCAGGCGGCCCUGGCCCGUGCCUCUGGCCGCCACCUGAGGCUGCUGCCCCGGCAGAGGUACCUGCGGGCAGAGAGGGCUGACGUCAGCGCCCUGGAAAGGAAGAGGAACGUCCUCUGCUGCCUCAUCACCCGCAUCCUCAAACUGGAGAAGCAGCUCCACAUUGACAACCUGGUGUUUAGGGUGAUUGAUGCCUGCCAGAAGGGUGAGCUGGGGCCAGGGCUGCGAUUCCUGAGCUUCUGCUGCCACAGCGUGGAUGUGCUGUCCUGUGUCCUGCACCUGCUGAACCAGGGCUAUCUCCGGCGCCAGGAGGAGAGGCCUCAUGUCUUGGAAUACAUCUCUGCUGAACCCACAACACCCCCUACCUCCCAGGUCCAGCCCCAGGUUGCCUUCCAGACUGUAGAAAUCAAGACAGCAGCAAGCCCAGCCUCUGCUGAAAAGAGACAGACUUUUUCCACCUUCAGGUAGACAAGGACCUGGCUGGGCUG
Molecule: messenger RNA, 4610 nt
Organism: Haliaeetus leucocephalus (bald eagle)
Lineage: Eukaryota; Metazoa; Chordata; Aves; Accipitriformes; Accipitridae
Product: cullin-9-like
Exons: 23
Coding region: 121-4590 (1489 amino acids)
Biological process (GO): ubiquitin-dependent protein catabolic process
Molecular function (GO): ubiquitin protein ligase binding
Source: RefSeq, a predicted model, not a curated record